Molecule: messenger RNA, 1080 nt
Organism: Nicotiana tabacum (common tobacco)
Lineage: Eukaryota; Viridiplantae; Streptophyta; Magnoliopsida; Solanales; Solanaceae
Product: ethylene-responsive transcription factor 8
Biological process (GO): regulation of DNA-templated transcription
Molecular function (GO): DNA-binding transcription factor activity; DNA binding
Source: RefSeq, a predicted model, not a curated record
CGUGCCCUAAUUCUCUACACAUGACUCAUUCAAAUUUCAUGUACAUUUUCUUACGUACAAAUUAGAAGUACUCCUAAUAUAUAUAGACAUAACACGUACAGAAAGUAGUGGAGUGUACGUAAAUGUCGCCGAAAGAAAAAGGUACGGCGGCGAUGGCGACGGUGACGGCGGCGGGGAAAGUGAACGGAGUUUCAAAGGAGAUGCAUUACAGAGGUGUACGGAAAAGGCCGUGGGGGAGAUAUGCGGCGGAAAUUAGAGAUCCAGGGAAAAAGAGCCGUGUUUGGCUUGGCACUUUUGAUACGGCGGAGGAUGCCGCCAGAGCUUACGAUACGGCGGCGAGGGAAUUCCGCGGAGCUAAAGCAAAGACGAAUUUUCCGAUUAUAGAGCCGGAGAAUGUGAAAUUGGCUAAUAGAAAUUGUAGUCCGAGCCAAAGCAGUACCGUUGAGAACUCGCCACCGGUUAUGCCGGAGAACUCGCCGCCGGCAGUGAUGCUGGACACUUCACCAUUGGAUCUCAGCCUCGGUGGAUCCCGUAGUUUAUUUAGCAACGGUGUGGGUAGGGUUUUGUUCCAGAACCAUCAGUUUCACGGUUCUCCAGUCGCCGGAGGAAUCGCUGGAUGUAUUACGCCGGUGAAUCAUAUGUACUAUUUGGAAGCUCUUCAACGAGAGCGAGUGAUUUCUUCAUAUAAAAAAAGUUGCCGGAAAACGGCGGAGUUUAUCGCUGGUUGUGGUGGAGGCGCCUCCGGCGAGUCCGAUUCUUCGUCGGUGAUUGAUUUUAUGGGCCACGAUCUAAAGCCCAUCACCAGGCCCAUUAACCUCGACCUAAACCUUCCUCCGCCAGAGAACAUGUAAAACUCUCUGUUUUACAUGAUUUUUAACUUUUGCUUAAUUAGUUGUAAUCUUAUUUAAUUUGUAAUCUCCCUUUUAAUUUUCAGAAAUUUUAGGAAAGAAAACAAAAUUAAUAUAGAAAUGUAGACUAAUAUUAUGGGGAAUUAACGGUGAGAGUAGCCGGCGAUGUUGUAUUAUGCGUAUGAAUUAUCACCGUGUUUAUGUGAAUAUCAAAGAUCUGAUCUUUCAGAAA